GUGACGGGACAGCCGGGGAGAAGGAGGAGGAGUCCCAGCCCAUGGAAGAGGACAGGGUGAUGGUAGAAGGACCCGAAGAGGAACCCCAGAGCCCCGAGGUGGACAUGGACCAUGAGGUUGACCAUCGGGCAGAUGACACACAGGGCAGCCAAGUACCCAGAACACCCCGCAAACAUUCUUUCCAAGGGACCUACGCCGAAGACCUCCAAGAAGACAUGACCCAACCGCCGAGUAGCUCCAGCCAGAAGGUCUACGAGUGCGAGGUCUGCCAGAAGACCUUGGUCUCCAAAGGCGGCUUGAACCAACACCGCCGCAUCCACACGGGAGAGAAGCCCUUCAAGUGCCUGGAGUGCGGGAAGAGCUUCAUGUUGAGCGCGACGCUCCUGUGUCACUGGAGGACACACACCAACGAGAGGCCCUUUCUCUGCAACACCUGUGGGAAGGGCUUCUGCAGGCGCCCGGACCUCGUGUCCCACCAACGCACCCACACGGGAGAGCGGCCCUACCCCUGCCCGCGGUGCGAGAAGGCCUUCCGGAAGAGGGCUCACCUCAAGAAGCAUCUGAGAACCAUCCACAAUGGUGCCCAACUGGAGGCAGCACAACCACGCCGGGUGCCGCGGAAGCCACCGAAGAGCCAAGAGGGCGACGGGGGCACCACGAACGGACCGGUGCCCCUCGAGAAGAAGAAGAUCCACAAAUGCCCGGAUUGCGAGAAGACCUUCUGCUGGAGGAACAGCCUGAGUCGCCACCAACGCAAUCACACGGGAGAACGACCCUACAAGUGCCCGGAUUGCGAGAAGACCUUCAACGACGUCGCCAACUUCACCUGCCACUAUAGGAUCCAUAAGGGAGAGAGACCCUACCAGUGCCCCGAGUGUGGGCAACGCUUCACCCAGAGCUCCACCCUCUCCAAGCACAAGAAGAUCCACACUCAAGAAAAUCCGUUUUCCUGCUCGGAAUGUCGCUCGUCCUUCACACGGAAGGAGAAACUCGUCUUGCACCAACGCAUCCACGCCAAACCGAAGGAAGAAAAACAACUGGGGAACCUUGAGCAGAGAGAGGAAGUGGGAGAGAAACGGCUGGGUGGCCACCAGGGGCGCGGAGAUGGAGGAGGACCCUACGCUGGAGCUGAAGUUGCCCUGCAGCUCGUGGAGAUGACCG
Molecule: messenger RNA, 1161 nt
Organism: Tauraco erythrolophus (red-crested turaco)
Lineage: Eukaryota; Metazoa; Chordata; Aves; Musophagiformes; Musophagidae
Source: RefSeq, a predicted model, not a curated record